Solea solea (common sole) is the source of this 1680-nucleotide messenger RNA. RefSeq lists its product as uncharacterized. Lineage: Eukaryota; Metazoa; Chordata; Actinopteri; Pleuronectiformes; Soleidae. The transcript has 7 exons. Gene Ontology annotation, molecular function: transmembrane signaling receptor activity. The record is from RefSeq and is a predicted model, not a curated record. Bases 85 to 1209 code for a protein of 374 amino acids. Gene Ontology annotation, cellular component: plasma membrane.
GUAAUAAAAGACACACGGCAGGAAAUUCAACACUUUGGGUGAGUGAGUGGCUGCUGAGACAAAAGUAACUGGAAUAGCAACACGAUGAAGAGCUUUCUUCUACUCAUCCUUUCAUUGAUCACAGGCUGUGAGGCAUCAUCUGAAGUACAAGGAUGCCUUAAAGGAUGGUUUGAAUUCAACUGCACAAAUUCUGACCCAAAGGAACAAAUUAUUGUACAUAUGCCCAAACAAAAACCCAUAACAAACAACCCAGGGGAUACAUGUGAAAAAGACAAGAACUUUUGCCUGUACCGGGAUAAAUUAAAUAAAAUUCUCACGGUGGUUGUCAACAAACUUGAAAAGCGUGACUUUGGGGAUUAUUGGUGUAAAAUUGGCAAGUCAUCACCUAAAAUAGAACUUGAAGAUGAAAAGCGUGGUUGCCAGACAAAGCUUUUUCAAACCGUUUGGGCAACAGCUACAACCAACUUCACGUGUGACAGAAUAAAAACCUCCAGGGUUACUUUUCUUUGCAAAAAAGAUGGUUUCAAGUGUACAGAAAUGAUAUGGACACUGUCUACUACAGUGUCAAAUGGAAAGUUUACGCUCACAGUCAGCCCACACGUCUUCACCAUAGAGAUCAGACACGUUUCUGCACAGGACGCUGGAGUCUACUGGUGUGGACUAAGAUCACAACGUGCAGGUCGAUAUCACCGAACUGCACUCAAAGAAAUACAGCUGGAGGUUCAAGAGUCUCCACCUUCAACAACACCGUCCAUCCACCCGAGGACUCCUUCUUCUACUCCAUAUUCUACCUCCUCUUCCCAGUCAACCACUGCGUCUGUUGAGAGAAAGGAUAUCUCUUGGUUAAUUGGAGUCAUUGCUGCUGUCACAUGUGUGGCUGCGACGGGGCUUCUUGUCUUCAUCUGUAGACGUGCCGAGGGUUUAAAGAACACAGCAAAUGAAGGAGCUAAGAAUGAGGAUCACUGUUAUGCAGAGAUACAAGAGCUCCCCCAGAAGUCAGACUCAGGAACUACACCAAAAACGGUCUAUGCCACCACCAUCUUUAGCCUCACGCCCUACUCCGUCGUCCAGCUUCCAAACAGCUCUGGUGACAUGUGGUCCACAGUGACAGGCGACGAGCAGGCUCACACCUACUCCACUGUCAAUGAGCCACCCAAGCUCACUGACACCGCCCUUUGUUACACCCUCAACAAACCACAGCAGCAAUGAGGAAGCGUAGAUGUUUUUAUAUUCCCUUCUAUGAGAGACUAAGUGUUUCUUCAGAGGAACAGAAACAGCAGAAACAAUCCUUCCGUAUCAGCUGGGUUUCAUGUUCAUUUUCCGUAUGUUUUAUUGCAUGUAAUUAGCUAAUGUGGCUGCAGACAGAAUGUCUUUUUGUUUAUUGUUUAUUACUAUCAUGUUUCAGUGUAAACCAUACAACAUAAAAUACAUACAACAACAGCUGGUGGAGCCUGGAGACAUAGACAAAUGCAAAUGUAAAAAUAUUACAUUAGAGUAGAUCAAAUUGGCUUUUAUAUAGUUUAAAAUAUAUAUAUAUGGCAGGGACCUAAGUAAUUGAGUAAUUUCAACUCUUCAAUUCUUCAUAUUAUUUAAGGGUUUAGUUCUGAAGAAUUUACAUUUUGUGGAUUAGAAAAUUUGCAGGAAGAAGAAGAAGCUUGACCAGAGUUUAUUUGACCUAAU